Labrus mixtus (cuckoo wrasse) is the source of this 1330-nucleotide messenger RNA. It is a transcript of the gene szl, whose product is annotated as sizzled. NCBI's taxonomy places the organism in Eukaryota, Metazoa, Chordata, Actinopteri, Labriformes, Labridae. The record is from RefSeq and is a predicted model, not a curated record. Gene Ontology annotation, molecular function: Wnt-protein binding. Gene Ontology annotation, biological process: non-canonical Wnt signaling pathway; negative regulation of canonical Wnt signaling pathway; canonical Wnt signaling pathway. Bases 69 to 920 code for a protein of 283 amino acids. The transcript is spliced from 4 exons.
CAACAAGUAACUUCAGAAAAAGCUAAUUAUCUUCCUCGUCGACUCUCUGGAUUUGGAAACCCUGCAAUAUGGCUGUAUUCUUCACUCUGGUUCUCCUGGCUAUGGCGUGUCCUUUAAUGGCAUUCGACAUGGGCCAGUCCACUCGCUGUGUCACUAUCCCCAACCAGAUGAAAGUCUGCAAAGAUGUUGGAUACACUGAGAUGCGGCUGCCCAACUUUUUAGGUCACAGUAACCUGGAAGCUGAAGUGGUGCCUCGUUCAGAGGACUGGAGGCCCCUGUUGCAGACAGGCUGCCAUCCUCAAGCUCAGGCCUUCCUCUGCUCCCUCAUUGCCCCUGUCUGUCUUGACACUUUUAUCCAGCCUUGCCGAAGUCUGUGUGUGGCAGUCAGAGACAGCUGUGCCCCGGUGCUCGCCUGCCAGGGUCACCCUUGGCCUGAGGCACUAGAUUGUGACCGCUUUCCUGCCGAGGAAGACAUGUGCCUAGUUCCCCAUGCUAAAUUUAGUCACUUUGCCAAAGACUUGCCAAAACCUGCCUGCCAGAACUGCCCUGCUGUGGAAGAAGGCCCAACAAUGAAGACAGUCCUGGAUGCUUUCUGCCUGCAUGACUUUGCUGUGACUGCCAAAAUUCAUCGCCAUCGCCUCCCCACAGGAGAGCCAGAGUUUGAGAUUGAUGGCCUCGUGGAGUUUAUCCGGCAGGGCCCUCUGCUGCCUUAUGACACUCGGCAUCUUCUCCAGCAGUGGCUCCUUAUCAACCUCCGAUGUGCAGGUGUUCUUGUGCGCCCGGGACGAUCACAGCUUUACGUGUUGACUGGUUCUGUGCAGCCUGACGGCACCCUCGCUCUCACCAACCUCUUCCCUUGGCACAAAAAGGAUGCCAACAUUGCAGUGGCCACUCGUAAGUGGAAGCACCACAGAUGUUGAAUUUAAACAAUCUAAAGAUCCGGAUCUGUGUUUGAAGUGUAGAAUCGCAAAUGGGGAAAAAAGCCUAUUUGAUUCCACACCUAACACAUGCUUGAUUUAAGAAAAAAACCUUGGAUGGAGUUUGAGAUGGAGAGAUUCUUGGCAUUGGGUGUGAGAAGUUAUAAAGUAGGCCUAAUGUAAAUCAAUGGAAGAACAGAGCUGGACUCACACAUAGAAACCCUUUGCAUCCCUCAGACACUCACUACCUCAUCCCUGCUCUGACAGCACACAGUAAUAGAAUGCACUCAAACCUGUAAAUAAUAUUAAGUAAUGUAAAUUGAUUGUAAAUUCUAUUUUCUAUAAGGAUAUUGAUGUAUUUAUGACAUCUUUUUUUAUAUGCAUGGAAAAGAUGACAAUAAACUAUUUGUUAU